AUGAGUCUUUUAUCAUGGAAUUGUAGAGGGCUUUGGAACCCAUCUACAAUUCGUGAACUUGGCCUCUUGGUCAAGCUGAAGUCCCCAAAAAUUUGUUUCUUAAUUGAAACAAAAAUCCUUUCAUCUAAAGUUGAUUUUUUCCGUAAUAAACUACAUUUUAAGCAUGGUCUGGCAGUGGACUCAGUAGGGAAGAGUGGUGGUUUAAUGCUUUUGUGGAAAGAAGAAAUAGAUAUUACAGUACAUUCUUAUUCACUAAGGCAUAUUCAUGUUACGAUUAAAGAAGGGAGUGAUUCUCUCCCUUGGAAUAUAACCUUCUUUUAUGGCCAUCCUGAUGUCUCUAAAAGGAAGUGCUCGUGGGACCUCUUGCGUUUUCUUUCAAAUACUAUCCACAAUCAGUGGCUCUGUGUGGGGGAUUUUAAUGCCAUAUCAAAUGGGGGGGAGAAGGUUGGUGGUAGUGAUAGAGGGGGUACUAUGAUGAAUGACUUUAAUGAUGCUUUAUCAGAUUCCAAUCUUGUCGACCUGGGCUUCAAAGGAAAUAAGUACACCUGGAGUAAUAGGAGAAAAAGUCCGGAAUCAUUUAUUAAAGAGAGGUUAGAUCGGUCAUUGGCUUCAUUGGGUUGGUUACAAAGAUGGGGUACCUAUCAUGUGGAGUAUUUAACAACUAUAUCUUCGGAUCACAGUUGUAUGUAUGUUUGCUGGGAUGAUAGAUCAUUAAGAAGAAGUGCUCUUACAAGAAGAUUCAGAUAUGAACCAAAUUUGGGUGCUAAAGAUGCUUGCCACCAACUUGUGAGACAGCAGUGGGUCCGGAGAAUUGAUAGGGGAGGUGCUCAGUCUGCCUUAUCGCAUUUGCAGUUGAAUUUAAAGUUUUGUGGUCCAAAAAUUCAAAAGUGGGUAGUGAAAGAGAGACAGAGACAUGCGUAUACAGAGAAAGAUUUGAAGUCCAAACUUGAUUCACUAAUUGCAAAGGAGAGUCAUGAAAAUCAAGAAGCUAUUUCGGCUAUGAGACAUCAGCUGCAAGAGCUAUGUGAACUAGAAGAAAAGGUGCUGUUAAAUCAAAGUAAACAACAUUGGUUAAAAGCUGGUGAUCAAAAUACUAGUUUUUUCCAUAAUAGUAUGAAGAGGAGGCAGAAUUUAAAGGGCAUUGACAAAAUCCUGGAUGUAGGUGGAUGUUUGAGAACUACUGAACCGGAAAUAGCUGAGGCUUUUCAUGCCUACUUUACUAGUCUUUUCUCAGCUGGAAGUAUUGUGGAGGAUUAUUCAUUUUUAGAUUCAAUAACAAGGCUAGUUGAUGCUGAUGUUAAUGAGUCUUUGUGUAGGAUGGUUACAAGAGACGAAAUUUGGAAUGCAGUUCGAAGUAUUAGUAGUCAAAAAGCUCCAGGCCCCGAUGGAUUUUCAGCGGGUUUUUAUCAUAGUCAUUGGGAUAAUGUGGGAGAUAGUGUUGUGGAUGCUGUGAUGGAUUUCUUUGAUACGAGUAUUAUGGAUUCUGAGAUAAAUAGUACUCUUAUUGCUUUGAUCCCAAAAACGAAAGAAGCUCUAAGCGUUACUGAGUAUCGCCCUAUCAGUUUAUGUAAUGUCUCGUACAAGAUCAUUUCCAAAAUCUUGUCUAAUAGAUUGAGUCUCAUUCUCCCCAAUAUUAUUCGAGGUAACCAAUCUGCUUUCAUUAGAGAUAGGUUGAUUACGGAUAAUGUGAUAGUGGUGUAUGAAGCACUGCACUCUAUGAGCCUGAUGGCCAGGAGCAGAACCAGAUACAUGGCUAUUAAGCUUGACAUGAGCAAAGCUUACGACAGGGUUGAAUGGAAUUUUGUAAAAGAAAUUAUGUCUCGGUUGGGUUUCUCAGACAAAUGGCAGGGCUACUACAAAUUUGAUUAUCCCAACAAGAGAGGUCGGUUGCGGAUUUCACACCUAUUUUUUGCUGAUGACAAUCUCCUCUUUUGUCGGGUUAAAAAAGAGGAUUGGAUGUGUGUCUACGAUAUUCUGACGGAGUAUGGUAGAGUCUCGGGCCAAAUGAUUAAUUAUAGCAAGACUAGUAUCUACUUUAGCAGAUAUACUUCAUCUCAGCAAAAAAGCCAGAUGAUUUCUUUGAUUGGAGCUGUGGAAGCAAAGAUUUAUGAUCACUAUUUGGGAUUACCGGCUAUUGUUGGUAGAUCACGGAAGAAGGCUUUUAUGUUUAUUUUAGACAGAAUAAGGAAGAAGGCGAUUCGUACUUAUGCGAUGCAAUUGUUUAAAUUUCCAGGAGGCCUUUGUACUGAAGUGGAUCAAAUUCUACGUAAGGUGUGGUGGGGAGUGAAUGAUAAGAAUAAUUAUAUGGCCUGGUUACCUUGGGCUAAACUAUGUGAAUCAAAGAAGAAUGGAGGAAUGGGUUUCCGAAAUACCGAGGCUUUUAAUGAUGCAUUAUUAGCAAAGCAGUGUUGGAGAAUCAUUGUUCAUCCAACUUCUCUAUCCAGCCGUGUUUUGAAGGCAAAGUACUUCCCAAGUUCCGGAUUUUUAGAGGUUUCGAAAAAGAGAAAUGCCUCUUUUCUAUGGUCCAACUUCCUGAGUGCACGAUAUUUGUUGUUGGAUGGAUUGAAGUGGCGGAUAGGCAAUGGGAGGACGGUGAAGAUAUGGGGUAAUCCAUGGUUGCCGAAAGCAAUCUUUUAUGAUGAGCAAUUAGUGGAUAAAGGGGUUCAAAAGUCUAUCUUAGUUGAAUUUUUAAUAGACUGGACCACUGGGUGGUGGGAUGCUAGUUUAAUUAAAGAAAUAUUUGAUGUUGAUACAGCUAGAAUGAUAAUGUCCCUGCCACUUGGUUCUCCACAUGUGCAAGACUCGAUAUUUUGGAAUGGAACUGAGCAUGGGAAUUAUACUGUGAGAAGUGGAUAUUUUCAUGCACUUGAUAUAAGAAGAAGGGAGUCUGCCUGCUGUUCAGAGCCAUUGGCUAAUCCUCUAGAUUCGGUAUGGACUCAUAUAUGGUUGCUUGUGGUGCCUCCAUCUACAAGGGUCUUCUUAUGGCGUGCAGUUCAUGAUAUUCUGCCCAAUUUUUCACAAUUGCAUAGGAGACAUAUAUGUGAUAGUUCGGUAUGUCCUCUUUGUAAAAGUGCUGAAGAAUCAGUUAUGCAUUCUUUGUGGGAAUGCCCGGCAGCAAAAGAUGUGUUUUCUAUGAGCCUCAAGAAGUUGCAAAUGAUGGAUUCUAUUUUUCAAGGCUCUUUCGUCCAAUUAUGGAUUGCUUCCUCAGCUGUUCUUUCCUCACAUGAGGUAGCUACUCUAGCUAUUACAAUGAGGUUGAUUUGGCUUAGACGGAAUAAGUUUGUCCAUGAGGGGACUCUUACACAUCCUACACAAAUAGCUCUACAAGGUAUGAAUUUAGCAAAUGAUUUUAAAUCUGCUCAAGUAGAUGGAGUUAAUGUUCAGCGAGAUUCAGUUUCAAGUAAUCUCCAGCAGGUUUGGAAAGGACCACAAAUAAACCUCAUUAAAGCCAAUUGGGAUGCAGCAAUCCAAUCUCAAAAUGAUCGUACGGGUAUGGGUGUCGUAUUUCGUGAUGCUAGUGGGGAGGUCAUGGCAAGUAGUUCUUUGUUGAGAAUGACUGCACUUCAUCCUUCUUUAGCUGAGGCCUUAGCAGCCCUUCAUGCUGUGAAGUUAGCACUGGAGUUGGGUUUCACAGAGCUGAUUUUUGAAGGAGAUGCUGCAGUGGUUGUGGAAGCCAUUAAUGGAAGUGAUGUCCAUCGUGCUAUUUGGAGUCUGGUUAUCAUGGAGAUAAAGAGAUUAUUGCGCUUCUUGUCGAGUUGGAAAUUUGUCCAUAUACGACCCACGGCCAAUGAAGCCGCCCAUUCCAUGGCUAAGCAUGCCUUUCUCAUUCAGGGCAUGCGGGUUUGGAUUGAGGAGAUAAAAACUGUUUUGUUUUGUCCAUCAUUUUAUGAGGUUGAUUGUAUUCCACCUAUAUGGUGGCCCGAAGGGCCCGGUGCUGGUGGUAUGAUUUUCAAGCCAGUCUCUGACAGGCGAAGUCGUCGAUUGCUUUCUUUGGACUACAUUGUUACCAUGGUCACACUCGAAAGUGUGACAAGACCCAAUGUGAUGUUUUGGGCUAAUUUAUAUUGGGUUCAAUUACCCAUGUCCAAACACAAGGUGUGA
Tripterygium wilfordii is the source of this 4101-nucleotide messenger RNA. RefSeq lists its product as uncharacterized. NCBI's taxonomy places the organism in Eukaryota, Viridiplantae, Streptophyta, Magnoliopsida, Celastrales, Celastraceae. The record is from RefSeq and is a predicted model, not a curated record. Gene Ontology annotation, molecular function: nucleic acid binding; RNA-DNA hybrid ribonuclease activity. Bases 1 to 4101 code for a protein of 1366 amino acids. The transcript has 6 exons.